CAACUGCUAAUAUCCCCCCUCUUUUAAACCGCUAUUUCCCUGAACCAUCCCACCUUCCCCCUCACUCCAUCCUUUUUCUUUCCUUCAAUGACUUCCCCUUUCCUUCUCCUCAUCUUACUCCCUUUAAUCUCUUCGCCGCCGGUAUCCGCCGACGAUCAACCGCCGGCGUGCCCGUACCCCUGCCUUCCACCUCCUCUGUCUUUCACAAACUAUCCUCCUCCGCCGCCGUCCUCACCGGACUACAUGUUGUACCCACCGCCGGUUGGGAACAUACCGUACUACCCACCACCGACGACGACUCCAUAUGAAAACUAUCCCGCGCCGCCGCCUCCUAAUCCUAUUCUUCCCUGGUUCCCCUGGUACUAUCGUUACCCCCCACCGGCAUCUCCGGCAACUUCUCCGGCGAAGUUUUCCGGCGUGUUUCUUACUGUAUUGGUUCUGGUAUCAUAUGUUCUACUUGUAUGUUAGAGAGCGAAUUUUUUUUAAUCUCGAUCUA
Molecule: messenger RNA, 496 nt
Organism: Phalaenopsis equestris
Lineage: Eukaryota; Viridiplantae; Streptophyta; Magnoliopsida; Asparagales; Orchidaceae
Product: leucine-rich repeat extensin-like protein 3
Exons: 1
Coding region: 88-468 (126 amino acids)
Source: RefSeq, a predicted model, not a curated record